This is a messenger RNA of Chlamydomonas reinhardtii, 2225 nucleotides long. RefSeq lists its product as uncharacterized. NCBI's taxonomy places the organism in Eukaryota, Viridiplantae, Chlorophyta, Chlorophyceae, Chlamydomonadales, Chlamydomonadaceae. Bases 730 to 1389 code for a protein of 219 amino acids. The record is from RefSeq and is a predicted model, not a curated record. The transcript is spliced from 4 exons.
GUCCCGAGCGAAGUCACGCAUGCAAGCACAGCAGGGCACAGCACACGCCAAGAAACACUGCAACCGCCUUCAGUUGUCUUACAGCUGCAAGCACCAUGGCUGGUUGGCCGCAGACCUGAGAAUGCGGGCGCUCCCUAUGAGCGGCCAGUAAACGCGCGGACCAUACGCUGCAGAAAUGUGGCCAGGAAGCGGACCAGCCAUGCCCGGGCAUUAAGCUGGACAUGCAUAGGUUUCGCGCUGGACGUGUCGGUUUCAAUCCCAACAGUAAAAUGUACAGUAUAUUUAAGCCACGUUUAUUUAAUGCACAUUCAAGAGACAUGGAAAUGGACGCCCCGAAAGAGGACGGCAAACCGCCCGCCCAUCCAUGUUGCAACUUCAAAGGUCCCCUGCACGAGUCAUAAAGUAGCAGCGACCUAGUAUGUUGAUGGCGUUGGAAUGAAUAGAUAAGUUACAGUUAUACACUCGGAGCCCAGUGCAACUCUGGAGCGAGUGACAUCCAGGUUCCUUGCUCACAUAACAAAGCGCACGCAUACCAGGCUCCUUUCUGUUACACAUUAUCAAGAGAACCCUAGUACAUACCUGGAUCGCCUUAGAUAAGUUUCUGUUCGUAAAAUGAUGCGCUGCCUCCGACUCCAAGCUCGCUGGGCCGUCCUGGUGGGCAUAGCAAUUGCUAUCCUUGGAAUCGUUAGCUGCACGGCUGCAUCUGGCCGAUCGUUGCUGCAUGCCAACAUGACCAUGGGUACGAUGACAAACCUGACCGGCACCACCAUCAUGACCACCGAUAAGAAGUCAAGCUACAUUGUCGCCGACCGGAGCCUCGCUCGUCAGGCGUACCCCUGGUGUGUUACCUCCACGACCACCUCCUACUUCCUGCAACCGUCUGUCAACAAGACCCUGAGUACAAAGGACUACAUCGAGUAUUCUUUCGAGAUGGAUGAGAAUUACGACUUCUGCAAGCAGAUUCUGGCCAAGAAGCAGAAGAGCGCAGCCGCGAUUGCCAGGAUGUGCAACACGCCCUUCUACAGUUUCAUGAUUGCCGUUUCGGAUGAGUGCCACGAAGCCAUCAUGAGCGUCCUGACAGUGCAGAUGUACGCCGUCGAGAAUGUGGCUGGCAAGAACGCCACGGAGAUGUAUGCCCACGCGCACAAGGGCCACGACACCGGUGUACCGCUGCUCAAGUACCUGAUCAAGCCCUCCUACUUGAAGCCGGCAUCUACGGCCGCGCGGGCCCAGCGCCACUUCACGCUGACCAUGCGCAUUAACAAGCGGACCGACAACAAGUGCCAGGACCUCAAGACCCUGUGCGGCGGUGACACGUGCAUGGUGGCGCUGAGCGAUGAGGAGUACAACACCUGCCCCGCGUUCUACUCUAAGUUCAAGGGCAUGUAAGCGGGUGGAGAAGACAUAAAUAUAAAAAGAGCAUGCUCGUGUCAAGCAUCACUAGCGUCUCGUCGAGACUUUGGGGCACUCAAUUUCAUUGGGUCGGAAUGUUGGUGGUGGUGUUAUGCCACGGUUGCGGUUUCCCAAGGCGGCAAUGAACGCCCGCAGCACCCGCACUGUCACACGCACUGCCAUGGCUGGGCGUUCUCCCUAGCACUGGCAUGUAUGAGGCUGCGCCUUUGGUGUUCUGUACAUAUGUGAUAUUUGGUGCUGCGUUAGUGUUGUAAUUAUUGAAACGGGGAACCUGAUUUGGUGCCAGGCCUAUGUGCCAGGCCCCAGCUCUUGCCAAGUAGGUUAUAACCACUGUGGAUCCAGUCACGCAUAUUCUUUAAGCUAGUACAAGCGCAUCACGCGUGCAUGCCUGUGUGGGUGCGUGUACCGUAUGUUUGCGGAUGUUCCUUAUGCCUAGCGCACAUAAAAUGAUAAAAUACACUUGCUCAUGAUGUGCGCGCAUGCGUCUGGCUGACGAGUCAAACAAAGACAAGUGUCCAAGCACUCUGCUUCUUUGGUCGUGUUUGAGCAGUCAUAUGCUGCCGGACGUCAAGAGCUCAGGCUCAUAUGCUUGGUGAAGUGCCUCCAUCCAGCCUGAUUCUUUUAGUCUGCUAGCCAGUGCACUAGGAUUUGGGACCUUUGAAAACUCGGCAUGCCCCCCUUCUGUACGGCGUGCAGCAGUAGAGAGCACGUGUGCUUGUGCUAUACGGCGGAGGCGGGGCGCUGUACAGCAGUCGAUAGGGAUUCACAUGUUACGUGUAGGUUACAGCGCGUGCGUGUAACAACAACAAAGA